AUGAGCAAUAUCUUUAACUCUUCUUUCAACUCAACGGAGACGGUGUCUGGCACUGAAGUUCCCUUGGGCUUUAUUUAUGCCGCGAAGAAUCUAAGUGUCCUACAUGCGUCGGCGGUGGUGGCAAUCACUGCUGUACUCUUAGGCGGAUUUGAAGCUGGUCGCAAAUUCCUGCUCCGCAUUUUCUGGUUCUUUGAUCGUUUGCUCGGCGGUGCUCCUCAUACAGUAGACCUUCCAGGCCCUCCUGGUGUUCCGGUCUUCGGAAACCUUCUGGAGUUACAAAACGGACAUGUCACGAAGAUUGCCGAGUGGACCAAGAAGUAUGGAGAUGUAAUUCGAGUUUCCCUUGGGGAGCGUGAAGCGGUAUUCAUAAAUAGUCACAAGGCUCUCGCGCGGACCGUUGUUCAGCAGGGUCCUGCCUACCAAUCCCGUCCAACCUUCAAACUGUUCCACAAUGAUUACGCAUCGAACGGAAUUUGGACUGUUGGAACUUCACCCUUCAGCGAUCGUCUUGCUCGGACUCGGAAAGCUCUUUCCACCCAGAUCGCUCCCCGCCUUCUUCCUGUGUACACUCCCGUCAUUCACCCAAAGCUUAAGAAGCUUUUCGGCGAGAUUCUGGAAUUGAGCAAUGGUCCUGCUCUUGACAUGGCUGAGAAGCUUCACCGGUUCGGUACUGGCCAAGUUUCCGAGCAGCUCAUGGGUACACCUCUCGAUGACGAGGUUGUAGGAAUGCUCGCUGAAAACGAGACAAACAUUUUCCGUCAGCGCACUAUUGGAUCGCCUGCUCGUGAUUACCUUCCUGCUUUGCGGGGCGCGGGCUGGCUCCGAUACGUAGCCGGGAAGUCGCUCGGUAUCAGCAGCUGGACAUACGAUGACAAAGAGGAGAAAGCGCGAGAGUAUCGCCAGAAGCAACAGGCCUAUAUCGGUAAGAUGCUCGACGGUCUCAGAGAUCGCGUUGCAUCCGGUGAUCAAACACCUUCGAUCCUAGGCAACAUUAUCCGCCAGGGUCUUCUCAAAGAUGAAGAGAUCCUGCUGGCUUCGUACACUGGUAUUGCUGCUGGUGUCAAUCUUGGCUAUUCACUUACCUGGAUCAUCGGAUACCUCGCCCAUCGCCCCGACUUACAGCAGAGCGGAUAUGAUGCUAUCCAAAAGGUUUAUAAUGGCGAGCCACCCAAGCCUCAUGACUAUGAUCGCGUUGAAUUCGUCAAAGCGCUCCACACGGAAGGGUCUCGUAUCUACACACCGGUGCGUCUCGGAUUCCCCCGCGAGACGCUUGAUGGCGCCAGCUACGACGGCCACAAAAUUCCUCGCGGCAUGCUUGUCAUUAUGAACCUAUUGGCUGGCAACCGUGAUCCCGACUCGUUUGACCGCCCUGAUGAAUUCCUUCCUGAGCGUUGGUUGAACGGUUGUAAGGGACGCACGGAUCUCCAAUACGAAGGCGGUGAUAAGUUGGGUGUCACACACUUGACAUAUGGUGCUGGUCGUCGUGUCUGUCCAGGAAUUGACAUGGCUAACCGUGGACUCUACUCAACCCUGGUACUACUCUUGCAUUUCUUCACCUGGGAGCGCCAGCCACUUGGGGAGGAGCAAAAGAAGCACGUCUUCCCUCCAUUCCGUGCAGAGCGCGAAUGCUCCCUUGAGAUGGACGCUAUUGCAGACACCGCAACACCAACGGAGGCACAAGCCAUCCCAUGGUCGGCUGGUAUUAAAUUCCACUGCCGCGAUCCAGAUGCCCUCCGCGCAUGGCUUGCGUCUGACAAGCAUUAA
Molecule: messenger RNA, 1764 nt
Organism: Boeremia exigua
Lineage: Eukaryota; Fungi; Ascomycota; Dothideomycetes; Pleosporales; Didymellaceae
Product: putative cytochrome P450 phenylacetate 2-hydroxylase
Exons: 9
Coding region: 1-1764 (587 amino acids)
Molecular function (GO): monooxygenase activity; iron ion binding; heme binding
Source: RefSeq, a predicted model, not a curated record